Messenger RNA from Monascus purpureus, 1044 nucleotides. The record is from the annotation of a GenBank genome assembly. NCBI's taxonomy places the organism in Eukaryota, Fungi, Ascomycota, Eurotiomycetes, Eurotiales, Aspergillaceae.
AUGACCAAAUCCAACUUUCUCGAGCUCCCUGCGGGAGUCCGGCUGGUCUACCUUGCCGAAGGCCGCGCCAACGUCGUCUUUCGGUUCGUCUACAUUUCUGCGACCUUGCCCGUCUUGCCUGGCAAUAGUCACAACGGUGAUACUGUGCCUUCAGUCAACGGGAGUAGCGUUCCGGAUUUGCCAGUUCAACUCCGGGGGAAAUUACUCAGGCUGCGCAAAGAGAUACCAUCUGGGAUAUCAUAUCUGGAGAUUGCAAAGAACUUUGACAAGGUCAUCCGCCCGUUGUUCAGCCUGGAGGAGUUGGUUGACCAGCACCUUGUCUGCCUUCCGAAGGGACUGGUUCAGCACUGUAACGAUCUCCUACACAUUGGAGAGAAAACCGGGGAACGGCCACACAAGCGCCAUGGCGUAUACCUCUCUGUUAGUGAGCCCAUGGGGUUGUUGGUCACCGACAUGACGAUUUUUGAGCAUCCAGGCUUCAGUCUGGCAGAGUUUAAACCUAAAUGGCUGCUUCAAUCACCAUCCGCUCCACCAAACUCCCGGAGAUGUCGUACAUGUGCUUUGCGAGACAUGAAAAACAAAGAGGCACGCGAAGCUGGGAUGAAGGAGCAACGGUCCUUCUGUCCCCUAGAUCUAGUGUCGGACAAUUUUGAAGAUGUCCUUCGCGCGGCCCGGUUCAUCAAGGGAUGCAGGGAUCCAGUACGGUUAGCGCGAGCGCUGUAUCGAAAUAGUACUUUGCUCAAACUCAAGGCUCAUCAAGCAGCCAUAAAUGACGUCGGGUUGAAUGGCCCACUAGCACAGUCUCGAGAAAAGUCAACCGCGAUGAUCCUGAGGGAUUGUACGAUGUACAUCAAGCUAUCGAAAGACGAAAAGGGGCCCGUUGAAGUGCGUCUGGGGGAUCUAGAUCUCAAGACGGGGGCUGGGGGCAAAGCGAAAUAUUGGUUGGAUCUCGAGUCCCGGCUCAUUCUUGAAGGUUGGUACGCUGGCGCCCAUGGCGGCGAGAAAUACAAUUGUGAGUGCUCGUUGGGUGCGCGGAGGCGUUAA